Molecule: messenger RNA, 2270 nt
Organism: Trematosphaeria pertusa
Lineage: Eukaryota; Fungi; Ascomycota; Dothideomycetes; Pleosporales; Trematosphaeriaceae
Exons: 8
Coding region: 156-2168 (670 amino acids)
Source: RefSeq, a predicted model, not a curated record
CACAAAACGCCUCAUAAAUGUCAACCUAGGUGGUCCCACCACGGCGUGAUGACAAUAGAAGGAUAUACUACGGACUUUUCUCUACGCUGGGCUCGCGCAAGUUUUUCUUAUCUUCGAAGACCGUCGGUUCGCCUGGUUUACCUCCAAUUAUUACUAUGAUGCCUAGCGCAGGUCAGACGACGCCAAUCGUGCUGCUAACAGCUUUAAACAUCGCUCAUCUGAUAUCGUCUGCCCACGCAGCCUCGUGCUAUUCACCCAAUGGCACGCUAAUACCCUCAGCUUACCAACCAUGCCACCCAGACCGUCCCAGUAUGUGCUGCGCGCUUGAUCGAGAUUAUUACAUCAACGAAUGCCGAGACGACGACCUGUGCUUCCAACCAGACGGAUCCUAUAUCUGGCGUGAGAGCUGCACAGAUCCUACCUGGGAGAGUCCACAGUGCUUGAAGCUCUGCGCGAGUGGAGAAGAAGAAGGCGUUAAUAGCAACAGUGGGGAUGUCAUCAUUACCGUCUGCGAGGAUGGAAGCUACUGCUGUGGCUAUGAAAACACGCUCUGUUGUGAGAACAACCACGGAUUCUGGAUCGCCAAUGGCCAUGUGUAUGAUAUCAGACCAAGCGGGAUUGCGCUUGGUGCCUGGUCUACAUCUGCCACCGCGUCGGCCACCAGCACACCCACGGCGCAGGAUUCAGCGGACCCAACUGCAACAAUCACACAGCCAUCAUUCAUAGAACCGAGCUCAAUCUCUUCUCCGACGAUACUACCAUGUAACGAUCAGUCCUGGAUGCCAUCGCCCGAGAACUGGGAUUUGGAAGAGGUGGACCAGAGACUCAGAGAUGCUGAGGGUAAUUGGGCUGGUGAUACAUCAUUCGUCCAGUACAUCUCCACACUGACUGGACAGCACGGACAGAAGUGCGGCAUUGGACACAUAGGAACGUGCACAGUCCCAGACUGCAAUGCGUUUCAGAGUUCAGGCGGCGAAAAGUGGGCGUACUUCGUGUCCAUUAGCAUUCUGCAAAUGAACACCUUUCUCAACAUCAUACAUAGCGGCAUCGACGCUGGCAAAUCCGACCUGAGCCUCGUAAUCGGACAGAUGACAAGCGAUUUCUUCCAUUUCGAACCCAAGCCCACUAAGAAGCCCAUAUGGCCCUGGAUCGGUGCGCUGGUCACGACCGUGUUCUCCAUUUUACCGCUUCCCCUGAAUCCCGCUAGGCUGCCCGUUUGGUCAGCAGUAAGCGGGAGUGCUGCGGCAUUUGUUAAUGGGGGACUGGGUACUAUUGCUCCUCCUUCGAACAACCCUGAGGUGUUCUAUCUCGGCACCAUGCAAGAACUUGGUGUGGUGCUCAAGGAUCUCACAUUCAAUACCACGGAAGGUUUGGACAGAUGGUCUGCAACUCUAUUUGAGGGAAAGGCGGAUUCUUCUGGAAAGACUAUUGUUGACUAUUUCGGCGGCGGUCGAUUCACCCUAAGCUAUGACAUCCAGGAGACCGAUAUACAGAGGCUCUACUUUCAGACUCUUGUUUCUAACGUAGUGAACGAGCAGUGGAAGAGCCCAAACGCUUCUACACGCCAGUUCAUUAUGUGCGCCAACGGCAGCGUACCAUGCACGGAUCGCUCCGUCUACAGCGAAGAUGGCCGCGCAUGCUGUCUCUACAGCCUAGACAAGGACGGGAACUACGCAAUACCUCCCGGCCUCGACGCCCUGGGAAACUCGACAUUCAACAUAAACGCAUCGGACAUCACCGCCAGCAGUCUGCACUCCUAUUCCGCCCAAGGUUUGAAUUACACACUCUCCUCCUAUGCCACCCGCAUCGAAGCAUCCCUCGGCACCAGCAACACAACUUCGGCCUUCGACCAAGGCGUCGCAUUCCAGGGCACAUGGACUAUUCCCGUCUGCGACGUCGGCAGUAAUACGAACUGGGUCGGCAACGAGGACAGCGCUGGCAUGCCGUGCUGCUGUGGCCCGGCCGCUGACGGUACGUCAUGCAAAGAGACGAAAGAAUUCAUCUAUGCGGCCAAUUUGGACGAGUGGGGUCAGUUUUACGCCGAUUGUAAGGAGCAGUAUCCAGGUUUCGAGGGACCGCCCAAGAAGAGCAUGGGUGUCAGGAGUAUGGGCGAGACGCUAGGAUUGGCCAUUCUAUUGGCGCUACUAGUUGGCUGGAGUUUCUACUAGUCUCAAAUCGUCAUAACAGUAAACUCCCUCUUCCUCUCCACGCACACCAUCCACCACCCCUCAAACCACUCCCUCACGCCCCUCCCCUCAUCCUCCCCCGAC